Messenger RNA from Tripterygium wilfordii, 972 nucleotides. RefSeq names its product 50S ribosomal protein L17-like. The coding region runs from base 93 to 587 and encodes 164 amino acids. Gene Ontology annotation, cellular component: large ribosomal subunit; ribosome. Lineage: Eukaryota; Viridiplantae; Streptophyta; Magnoliopsida; Celastrales; Celastraceae. Gene Ontology annotation, molecular function: structural constituent of ribosome. The record is from RefSeq and is a predicted model, not a curated record. The transcript has 6 exons. Gene Ontology annotation, biological process: translation.
CGAAGACAACAACGGACCAGGUUUUAGCCAGGGACUAGGGUUUUACCAUUUUUUUUGUGAGCUUCACUCGCUGUAUCUCGGCCUCUGUAGAGAUGACGAAGUUCAGGAAGCUCGGAAGGCCGACGGGUCACCGUAUGUCCAUGCUCAGAACAAUGGUUUCUCAGCUGGUGAAGCACGAGCGCAUCGAAACCACUGUUGCCAAGGCAAAGGAGAUUAGGCGUCUGGCUGAUAAUAUGGUGCAGCUUGGGAAAGAGGGUUCCCUUUGUGCUGCAAGGCGAGCUGCUGCCUUUGUGCGAGGAGAUGAUGUCAUACACAAGCUAUUUACAGAACUGGCUUAUCGUUACAAGGAUAGAGCUGGUGGUUACACAAGAUUGCUACGAACUCGCAUACGAGUUGGUGAUGCUGCACCAAUGGCCUAUAUUGAGUUUGUUGAUAGAGAAAACGAGCUUAGACAGUCGAAGCCUCCUACUCCUCAACCCCCACAAAGAGCUCCAUUGGACCCUUGGACAAGAUCCCGGCUUACCAGGAACUUUGCACCCCCUAAAGAGGAAAAGGGCUCUGAGCCAGAGCUGUCAGAUGACCACUAAGGCUAUCAUUCGAAGAUUUUGUUCUUCAUUUUCUCCUUGCAUGUAACCUCAGUUUUUUUCUGAUUCCCUACAUUUUUGCCACAAACACAUAAUUUUCAGUUCAGCAAUUUCAUGCACCAUCAGCCAAUGCUAUUGCUUUUGCGAGGUAAGUGAUGAGAAAGGCUCUUGCCUUUUCCUUCUCCUGUGCAAGGCUGCUAAAGGCAUUUGCUUUCUUUCAAACAUGCAUCAUGUUCUUUUUCUUUCUCAUGCUGGUAUUCAAUAGUGAAAGUGAUGUACAAAAUGGAAGAUGUUAUAUAUUUUCAGUUCAUACAGACUAUGUCAGCCUGUAAACCCUUUCUUACAAUAAUCCCUUUCUUACAAUAAUAUUAUCUGGGUUUGAUCUCUU